AUGACCAAUGUUGUAGAGAGUGAUAUUAUCAAGUGUGCUGAGUACUGGCCACCUUGUAGUGAAACAGUGAGCACAUUGGGAAAUUUCCUCCUGCAGACUGUAAAGCAAAUGAUCUACUCCGACUUUACCAUAAGGUGAUGACACUAUUUGUCAACAAAGUAUAUUUUAAAAAUAAAAUAUAUUUCUUGUUCUACUUCAAUCAGGGACCUUGUUAUGUGUAGCUAGAGUGGGUAAUCUGCACAAAAGGUGAAAACUGCUAGAGUGUCAUGUUGUGGCUAUUCUGGACACCAUCUAUCUGCUACUGCCUGUGUGGUCUUACUCUAGCAGUGAAGCCGGAGGGCCUACUACUGUAGGCAGGCAGUGUAUCUUGGUUCACUGGCAUUCUGACCAGUUGGUCUAGCCAUUUAUUUUGCUGGUCGGCCUCAGACUAGAAUGUGUCUUAUUCUUGUUUGUCAAUGUGAUCCAUUUCAUUUCAAUUGUAGACAAAAGGCAAUGGAUAUUAUUUACAAAUGUUCCAUUGUUUGUCAAGUGCAAUCUACAGAUUUCUGGUUCUUAUUAACAUUAAAUGUUUGAUAUGUAAACAAGUUGAACCCAAAUUGCAUUCAUUAUAUCUAUUGUUACAAAAUGUUCUGAUGCGUCUUUGCACUGAGAAACAUUUGCAUACAAAAUUCUAGUCACUUAGUCUCAGUGGCGUAGCGAGGUUGUUUGGCGCCCGGGGACAAGAUUCACGCCCGGGGACAAGAUCCAUUUUAGCGCCCCCUUUUCUUCUUUUCAACUCUCAAACCCAUUAUUUUCAUAAAUAAAAUAAUAUCAAAGCACAUUUUGGCGCCCCUAACUAGCUGGCGCCCGGGAAUACAUCUGUCCUCCUGCCCCCACCACGCUACGCCGCUGCUUAGUCUGAAAGUUUCUUGACUAAAUGUUUAUAUUAUUAGAGUUGCAUGAUUAAAUACUGGACAAUCUUGACAAAAUUUCAGAAGAAGUGACCUUGGAAUAUAUAAAUAUAUAACAUACAUGUGUUAUAACCCAGUUCUUACUUAAAGGUUCGAUGGCUACGUUCUGUCUGCUACAUUCUGUCUGCUACGUUAUGUCUGCUACGUUCUGUCUGCUACGUUCUGUCUGCUACGUUCUGACUGCUACGUUCUGACUGCUACGUUCUGUCUGCUACGUUCUGUCUGCUACGUUCUGUCUGCUACGUUCUGUCUGCUAAGUUCUGUCUGCUACGUUCUGUCUGCUACGUUCUGUCUGCUACGUUCAGUGUAUGGGUUUUAGUAAUUACACAAACGGUAUAUUCUUAUAAUAAAAUAUCUUUAUUUCACAACUAAACUACAUCUUCAACUGAUUUACUCCAAGGACCACAGUACACAAUAUAUAGAUAUAUAUAUAUAUAUAAUGUGUAUAGCGGUGUGGUGGAGUGGCUUACAGUUUAAAUACACAAACAAUGAAAUGUAGUUUUGAAAACUAUAGCUUUUAUUCUUGUGGUAUCCAGCCUAAUCGAAGUGACCGUUUUCACAGACAAUAUAAUUGUACACAACACUCAGUAUCAUACACAGUUGACUACUCGAUCAAAGCUCAGAAAGUACAAGCUCCGGAUUUAAAUCCCACCUGCCUUAUGCUGUCACAAUGAUGACCACAUGGGACAGGCAGGCCCCGCUGAGUGAAUGUGAACACGCCUGGGGUAAAAAUAUCGUGCCACAGGAACGUGCUUCUUUGCCUAUAGGUAGCACCCUGCUACAUAUAAAAAUGUUACAUAAAUGCAGUUACAAAAAGUUGCACAUUAAAACAUCUUUAUCAUUCAUGCAGUGAAUAGUAUUAAAAUAGUAAUAAAAUCAGAUUGUAUUUAUGUGACCAGACUGUCAUCAUCAGACUGAUGGAAAAUAUCUUAAAUAAUAUAACGUCCUCGGAAAGGAAUAUGCCAAAAAGAGUCAAAUAUAUCUUUUAUGGAUGUAUAUAUUUUCUUAAUAAGCUGGCAAUGUACCAAUGAUACCUUUCUGAUGCGUACAAUUACAAUUCAGAAAAUAGUAAAUCAUUUUAAAAAUGUAUUUUUUUCAUGAAAAAGAACAAUCAAGCUGAAAAUGAACACUGAAAUGACUUGUCGAGAAAUCACACAAUUUCAAUACACUGCAUGGCCACCGCGAGGUUUCCCUUCGACUCCAAUUCCUCUAUUAGAUAUGAGAUACAAGGUUGGUGAUGGCUAGAUUUUAAGGGACAAGUCUUUCAUAUAGGGUUUCACAUUGUAUGACAAGUGGGACCAGUUUGUUUGGUUCUAAAUUCUGUAAUUGUAAUCAAAGCCCAACCCUGUAAUUUUUUAAAUUGAUCUGCUUAUUUCCUACCUUGCUACGAGCUAGCAAUGUAACACAUAUUAUAUGUUACCAGUUUAAAAUAUGAGACAUCGAAUAGAAAACUGAAAUGGGAUAAUAUAAUAUAUGACUGUUGUUAAAAUAUAUUUAACAAAAAUAAUAUAUAGUUGCCUUUAUGAUGUAUCAGUAGUAAUUUAAAAGUUGUAGCACAUAUAUAAUUAACAUGAAAAUCUGUUCACUACACACGGAAAUGUAUGCUGUAUUUAUAUGCAGAUUCGUUGCUGUCAUCAUGGUAAGUGCUCACCAAUCCUUGUCCAUUGUGGUACUGGGAUAUCUCGGACCUCCAUUUUCAUUGCUGCAG
Messenger RNA from Lymnaea stagnalis (great pond snail), 2658 nucleotides. The record is from the annotation of a GenBank genome assembly. NCBI's taxonomy places the organism in Eukaryota, Metazoa, Mollusca, Gastropoda, Lymnaeidae.